Physeter macrocephalus (sperm whale) is the source of this 4810-nucleotide messenger RNA. Its product is annotated as steroid hormone receptor ERR2. Gene Ontology annotation, biological process: nuclear receptor-mediated steroid hormone signaling pathway; regulation of transcription by RNA polymerase II. The coding region runs from base 494 to 1315 and encodes 273 amino acids. Gene Ontology annotation, molecular function: nuclear receptor activity; estrogen response element binding. The transcript has 5 exons. The record is from RefSeq and is a predicted model, not a curated record. NCBI's taxonomy places the organism in Eukaryota, Metazoa, Chordata, Mammalia, Artiodactyla, Physeteridae. Gene Ontology annotation, cellular component: chromatin; nucleus.
GGGGGACGCGGGUUCGUGCCCCGGUCCGGGAAGAUCCCACAUGCCGCGGAGCGGCUGGGCCCGUGAGCCGUGGCCGCUGAGCCUGCGCGUCCGGAGCCUGCGCUCCGCAACGGGAGAGGCCACAACAGUGAGAGGCCCGCGUACCGCAAAAACAAAAAACAAAAAACUGUGGGUGACCAUUCUUCAAAGCUGUGGCUGCCUGGCUGACCUGACCUCUGGCACUGGGAUCUCUGUAUUGAAGAGAGUAGGAAACAGCCUGACACGUGUCUCGGAGCACCUCCUACUUUGAGAACCACUGCCCUGUGGGAACCUCGGGGCUGGAGAGUAGUGAUUUGGUCGGUGAAUCCCCAUCCAGCCUGUGGCUGGCAGAUGGGGGCAGCACCCGGCAACCCUUCUGUGUCUGCUUACAGGGAACAUUGAGUACAGCUGCCCGGCCACCAACGAGUGUGAGAUCACGAAACGGAGGCGCAAGUCCUGCCAGGCCUGUCGCUUCAUGAAAUGCCUCAAAGUGGGGAUGCUGAAGGAAGGUGUGCGCCUUGACCGAGUGCGUGGAGGCCGCCAGAAAUACAAGCGACGGCUGGACUCAGAGAGCAGCCCGUACCUGAGCUUACAGAUUUCUCCUCCUGCUAAAAAGCCAUUGACUAAAAUCGUCUCCUACCUGCUGGUGGCUGAGCCGGACAAACUCUACGCCAUGCCACCCCCUGGCAUGCCAGAGGGCGACAUCAAGGCUCUGACCACUCUCUGUGAUCUGGCAGACAGGGAGCUCGUGGUCAUUAUUGGCUGGGCCAAGCACAUCCCAGGCUUCUCCAACCUCUCUCUGGGGGACCAGAUGAGUCUGCUGCAGAGCGCCUGGAUGGAGAUCCUCAUCCUGGGCAUCGUGUACCGCUCGCUGCCCUACGACGACAAGCUGGUGUACGCUGAGGACUACAUCAUGGACGAGGAGCACUCCCGCCUCGCGGGCCUGCUGGAGCUCUACCGGGCCAUCCUACAGCUGGUGCGCAGGUACAAGAAACUCAAGGUGGAGAAGGAGGAGUUUGUGACGCUCAAGGCCCUGGCCCUGGCCAACUCAGAUUCCAUGUACAUCGAGGAUCUGGAGGCGGUCCAGAAGCUGCAAGACCUGCUGCAUGAGGCGCUGCAGGACUACGAGAUGAGCCAGCGCCACGAGGAGCCGCGGAGGACGGGCAAGUUGCUGCUGACGCUGCCCCUGCUUCGGCAGACAGCCGCCAAGGCCGUGCAGCACUUCUACAGCAUCAAACUGCAAGGCAAGGUGCCCAUGCACAAACUCUUUCUGGAGAUGCUGGAGGCCAAGGUCUGAUGGCCUGGCACAAGGACCGACUCCCACCCAAGGACAGACACACCGACGGGGAGACCUCCACAGCCACCAGCCUCAACAUUCAAGUCCUGUAUCGUGGCCACGAGCAGUCCCAGAGGAAGGGGCUCCUGGCCUCCUGGCUGUGUGCAGAGUCCUGGGUGCUGUGGGGUGGGGAACGGGGAUGGGAGGGCAGGGCACGGGGCUCAUCUGUAACUGGCUUUUUCUUUGGUACGUUUUUCCUCCGCCACGGGCAACGCUGAGGCCUGGGCCAGAGCUGACUCCCCUGAGGCUGGAGACCACCGAGGAAGCGCCCCCUCUCCCUGCCAGAUCACCAAGAGGCAGCACUAACAUAACACGUUUCCUAACCCCAUGCCCGAGCCCCCUGUCCUCUGUCCGUGGCCUGGGUGGGCAGUGCUUAGCGCCCAGGACUCUGGCAUACUCAAGUGGGGUACCUUCUGGAGGUUUCCCUUUCCCAGAGGGCAGUUACUUUCUUGCAGUGGUGCUGCCUACUCUGGGGUUCUGUGGGGCCCCUCAAGAGGCCCUACGCCUUCCACAGUCCAGACGGCUCCCUCCCUCCAUCCUUCCUCUAAGCUCCCAGGCCCGGCUCACCAUCAGGAGAGUAGCCUCCAGAACUCAUGCGUUUUCCUGGUUACCCCACCCCUCGGCGCACCCCCUGCCCGCCUGUCACCGCGGCCCCAGGGCCUGUCCUCCCCCUCUCUCCCCCAGGAGUCCUGCUGCUACUUCCGGCCCUACCUCAGAGCUCACUCCCGCAGUGGGUUCAGCCAGCCAAGACUUCAGGGCCCGUAGGUGGGAAUGGUGCUGGCUCAGAGAAGAGCAGGGUCCAGGCAACACUCCCCAGCGCUCCCCCUUCUUCUGGCUUCUCCCACUCCCCGGGGGCAGGUCCAGAGCAGGUAGGCCUUGGGAAGUGAGGGAUAUGCAGGGGCCUGACCCCAUCUGAGGGCACCCUGGGCACUUGAUUCUGGCAGCCCUGGGAGGACCGGGUCGGGAUAGGGAGAGGCCCAAACCAAUCUUUGCCGAGCACAGAAAGUCCCAGAAGCAGAGAUGAGCAGGCGGGGAAACCCUGAAGACAGAGGCUCGGUGGAGGUCACCAGCCUGCCUGAUCUUUCCUGGUAUCCAGGGGCAGUGGACACCGAAGCCCCCUCCCCUGCAUUCCAAGGGCUGGGUGAAUCAGCGCCACAGGAGGGGUUGCUCCUGCCCUCCUUGGCCUAAGGAGGCAUAGCGUAGCUCCCUGGGUGCACUUAGAAGACCAGCUUUCUGGCAGGACAACCACUCCGGCCCCCCGUCAGUCCUCCAGGCUGCUGUGUAAGGUGACAACCACGCCAGUUCGCCCAGGACCGGUUCUGGCACUGAAAGUCCAUUUCCCAGGAAACCCCUCAGUCCUGCCCAAAUGGGGACAGUUGGUCACCCAUUUCUGCGAGUGGCUAUGAAAGUCUGUUCUCACCCACUUGUGGUGGGUCGGGGGCAGCCUUGAACAUGCCAUCCGGUGCUCACGGGGUUGGCUGAGGGCCGCUCAGAGGAUCUCCCGAGGAUGAAGGGUUUUGAGCAUUAUGGAGAAGCUCCUUCCAAUCAGCUGCCUUCUAAAGCAGGGAUAAGAGCACCGCCCCCCCCCCGGGGCACAUCCCUGGGGAACCCACACACAUUCUAACCCCACCUCUCUGCACUUGGAGAGGCGGGCAGAUCCCACCCACCCGUCACUAGGACCAGGAGGCCAGGUGCCCUCCUCCACAACCUCGCAGCUUUCCAAGGGAAGCAGCUACUGCUGGUUCCACCUCUCCACACCCAGACACCGCUCCUUCUGAACUUUUGCUGGGACGUGCUGAGGUCACCCCAGGCAGGAGGGUCGGCUAAAUCCUAGCAGCUGCUCUCAGAUACCUUCACAUAGAAGAUGUCAGGGGUUCCAGGAGACUUCACAGACCAGCAAAGUGUGUCCCCCCUCCCUUUUGCCUGUGGGGACGGCCACAGUCACUUGUCAGUCAACAUUGAAAUGAUCCGGGAUGCUUCAGCCCUAGCUCUCUGUGCAGCCUCCAAUCUGGGCGGACAGAUGCACAGGUGCCUCUAAGGGACCAGGGGUAAAACCCAGGCCUAACUUAGCCACUGGGGGCCAUGCCAUGAAGUCUGGACUAGGGAGAUGGCAAGGUGCGAGAACUUGGGGUCUGCUCUGCGGGAGCCUCCCCUAGCCCCUCACUGUGCUGCGUGCUCGAGGAGGUGGGGCAGAGAGUCGCACCUCAUCACCCCGUUCUCUGUAGCGUCACUGCUCAAGCGUGAGGACCCAAGCUGUGAGCUGCGGCAGGGGCUUGUGCACAAGUGGCCUCUGCAGUCCAUCUUUUCUAGAAAAAGCAUCACUGGCUAACAGUGCAACAACUGGUUUGCGGUGGGUGGGUGUUCUGUACACAGGGCAGCUUUGCCUCGCCGGAUCGCAUACAUCUGCAAGUGUCCCGGCAUCAGAGUCCCUUUAAAGCAAAGAGGGGGCGGUGGUCCUGACGGCUUGGUGCUAAUGAGAUGGGUCCUCUGCUGCUGCUUUUACACUUCAAGAACGCCAAUGGCAACAGGAAAUGUAUCAGGAAUGAUGAGAAUUCUGUCCAAUGGGAAAGGCCCUGGUGUGUACUUGAUGGAUCCAUUGGCAUUCAGAGAAAAAGUUUAGGAGCCGACUUCUUAGUUGGAAGUCUAGCCAGCUUUGGGACCUCCCUGGGAAGAGGGUGGGCCCUGACUUAGUGGAAGACGGUGGAGCAAGGAGAGUUUAGGACACCCCAUCCCCCCAAACAGCAAAACUGAAGUUUACCCGCAAAUCUGCUGUUCCUGGAAAAUCUGUAAAGAGGAAAUAGCCCUUCUCAGUUGUACUCUCAUGAUACAGGUCAUUGAAAUGAACCAAGAAAUAAAAUGAAAAAAAUCCAACCAUGGAGAAGGUGGUAUUGGCUGGGUUUUGUUUGGUCCCCAUGUCCCCACCCUUUCUAAAGAUUCUAGACUGGUUUUGUCUCAUGUGAACCUUGAUGGUGGCUCCCAGUUUGGGCAUAGAGGAAACUUCAGUGAUUUCCCAGGGCACAAUUUAAGAACCGAGUAGGAAGACCAGAGUAGGAUGUUGGGUGGGAGGCCAUGGCAGGGCCUUAGAGGAGCCAGAAUCUGCACCCACCCCUGUGUCAGGGGCCUCCCUUCCCUCCAGACUCUCCCCUUCCCCUGCGCAGUUGGCGAAGGUGGAGGGGGGUUGUGGCGAGGGAAGGUAGUGACAAACUUGUGACCAGAAGACAGAGGGGCCCAUGCCCACGGAAGAUCACCAAAGAAAAGCACUAUGUGGAGAUUGUUUUAUUUUCUAAUAAUGAUAAUAUGGCUGGAAUGGCUUCUUAAGAUGUAUAUAUUUUUUAAAAUGGCGGUCCCUCAUCGCAUCACCCACGUGUACGUACUUCCACCUCUGUAUGUGUUCUCCCAAACACCCUAGGAUGCUUCCAUCCUGGUCCCAUGUAUCUGGAAUCUAAUAAAUAAGGA